Messenger RNA from Thamnophis elegans (Western terrestrial garter snake), 1187 nucleotides. Its product is annotated as mas-related G-protein coupled receptor member H-like. Gene Ontology annotation, cellular component: membrane. Gene Ontology annotation, biological process: G protein-coupled receptor signaling pathway. Gene Ontology annotation, molecular function: G protein-coupled receptor activity. NCBI's taxonomy places the organism in Eukaryota, Metazoa, Chordata, Lepidosauria, Squamata, Natricidae. The transcript is spliced from 3 exons. Bases 1 to 1131 code for a protein of 376 amino acids. The record is from RefSeq and is a predicted model, not a curated record.
AUGCAGUCUCAGAAAUCAAAAGAAAUUUUCCACUCAGCAGCUGCAAUCACUUUUACUCUCUACAGAUUUCUUAGUCUUUCUGCUCCUCACACUUCAGGUCUUGGAGCUGAUAUUUCACCAUCUGACUACUGCAGCUGUUCUGUGGUGCCUGCUUUUGAUGAGUCUUUGGCGAUUAUUGUCUUGGUGUCUCCUAAGAUUGAAAUUCCACUGGUUCAAUUUUCUAGAGCAGAGUAUUCUGAGUAUAAUACUAUCAAUUAUUUGGAUUUGUGUAAAAAUAUGCUUGGCUUUCUUAUCACAUACUUAAUCCUCUGCUGUAUUGGAAUCCCAUUAAAUGGAAUUGUUAUCUGGCUACUUGGCUUCCAGAUUAAGAGAAACCCUUUCACCGUGUUGAUUCUGAAUUUAGCAAUUGCUGACUUUGGAUUACUUGUAUCUUUGGCUAUAUUUUGCACUUGUUUUUUUGUAAACUUUUCAAAAUUAAUAAUUCCUUGUUUGAUCAUGUUUUGUCUCUCCCACGUCAUGUAUAUCAAUGGUAUUUUUCUUCUGGCAGCCAUCAGCAUUGACCGGUGUGUGUGUGUCUUCUUCCCAAUCUGGCAUCGCUGUUCCCGGCCAAAAUAUUUGUCCCCUAUUGUGUGUGCCUUCCUAUGGGUCUUCUCUUUCCUCUUUGUUGGAAUUGCAAACAUCAUGGAAUUUGUAUUUAAAUAUCGUGGCUUCUCAUAUCUCCAUUUGGUUGUGACUGCUGUGCUUUGCCUUCCAUUGAUCGCAAUCACUACUCUGAUCCUAUUUUUCAAAAUAUGUCUUAAACCCAAACAGAUCAAACGUGGACGAAUGUUAGUGAUGAUCUUAAUUACUCUUCUCUGUUUCCUUAUUUUUAAUCUUCCGUUAAAUAUAUAUGGGUUCAUUGCUUAUACUUACAGUAGAGAUUUCCCCCAAACUUUUGCAUGGUAUCAAUUCAUAAUUUUGGGUGCUUCCCUAAACAGCAGUGUUAAUCCUGUGAUCUAUUAUCUGGUUGGGAGAAAGAGACGAGCUCAGACCAGGGAGAGCAUCAAGAUCGUUUUUCAAAGAGUCUUCAAGGAAGAUGAAGCUCCUGAAAGCAGAGAGAAAUCUACAAACACUGUUUCAACCCCUCUGUAAAAAUGUAGUUUUAACUUGUCUCUAAUCUUGGAAAUUGCUUGACUACAAAAAUGUGU